AACAACAACGAACCGGCGGAAACCGGGAGCCCGUGAGACCGAGAGAACGCGUCUGCGUAUUGGGAACGUGACAGCCAACGCUCUAGAAGCUGGUUAUUUCCUAGGACCGGUGCGAACUACAAUAAACCGGGAGAUCUCCCAUCAUGCAUCGCUUUAUUGUGACCAGUCGCCCAGGGAGAUAAGGAGAAAGGCAGGCUGGACAGGGCCAGGCCAGCAGACGCGCUGAUCCCGGGGGCAAGAGGGCAUGACACCGAUACCCAGGGACCUGUACAACCCAUUGUAGUCGAAACCUGGAUUUCUAUGGCAAUACUUUCCCCUUAUUGUCUUCGCAAACAUUGAGUGAAAACCACCAUGGCCACCACUAACCUAGAGAUGCAGCUGCACAGCGCCCAGAAGAACCUUCUCUUUUUACAGCAGGAACAUGCCAACACACUCAAAGGCCUGCACACUGAGAUCCGACGACUACAACAGCAUUGUACAGAUCUGACAUAUGAGCUGAUGCUAAAAAGUUCUGACCCAACAGGAAGUGGUAUCUCUAGAAGUGAUGAACUGAGGAUGAAGUGCGAACAUCUGGAAGCUCAGCUGAAAAAUAAAGAAACCGAGAACGAUGAAUUGUUGAAGGAGUUGGAGCAGAAAACCGCAAUGAUUAUGGUGCUUGAAAAUACAAUCAAAGAAAGGGAAAAGAAAUAUCUGGAGGAACUGAAAGUUAAAAGCCAUAAGCUCAACAUGCUUUCCAGUGAACUGGAGCAGAGAGCCAGCACCAUUGCAUAUCUGACAUCACAGCUCCAUGCCACUAAGAAAAAGCUGCUAACUUCAAGUGGGACACCGGAGGUGGCUCCACCGGGGAGUCCAGUGAUGUCUAAUUACAAGCCAUCUCCUCCCAAAGAUAAGCUGCCUGAUACCCCAAGGAGAAGAAUGAAAAAGAGUCUCUCCACCCCCCUCAACGCUGACUUUGCUGAGGUUUACAGGCUUGGGGCAGACGGCAGAAAGAUAGUGCUUCGUGAGCCUGUGGACGCCAUGCCUGACCCAACGCCAUUUUUAUUGGCCAGACAGUCUGUGGAUGCACAGAUUAUCAAAGAGAGACCCCUGGUGAUUCCGCCCAUACGCUCUGACUCCAGCAGCCCAGCCAAAGAGAAGAAACAGAAGGCUCACAUUGGUGUAGCUCAUCGCAUUCCUCACGCAACUGCAGUCCAAAGUCAGCAUGUACCUCGGCCAGAGGUAGAAACACUUGCAGUGGAUCAGGUUAAUGGAAGCAAAGUAGUUAGGAAGCACUCAGGAACGGACAGAACUAUUUAAACAUAAAAAAGCCCCACCACGCUGAAACUUUGAAAUAUCUUGCUUAUACACCGUGUGACCAGAUAGGUUAUUAAUGCAAAUCUUAGAUUUUGGUUUUAUAUUUACUGUUACUCUUUUUUAGUGUUAGGAGGAUAUGCUAACCUCUGGCACUCAAUGGCUUAGAUUCCCCUGCAUGCCAAAUAUAAACAGAUUAUCUGCUGCUCAAUUAAUAAGUGAUGUCAUAGAAACCAAAAUGACUCAAAUACUAGGCUGUGGUGUUAUAAGCCUGUAUUCUGCUUGCUACCAGCCUUCUUUCUGAAAACCGUAUGCUGACAGAAGCACAGGCCUGCAGCAUUACCCCAUCUAAUGUAAUAGCACUCAAGGCAGACAGCAGUAAUUAGAAUCUGGCAGGUUGAAACACUGUGUGUGUGCUUUUCAACACUUACAUAUGUACCGCUAAAGAACUAAUUUCCACACUAUAUGUAAACAAAGCCUUUUCUUCUGGCAGCACAUUAAAUAAUGCUAAUGUA
This is a messenger RNA of Spea bombifrons (plains spadefoot toad), 1805 nucleotides long. It is a transcript of the gene CCDC92, whose product is annotated as coiled-coil domain containing 92. The transcript is spliced from 4 exons. The record is from RefSeq and is a predicted model, not a curated record. Lineage: Eukaryota; Metazoa; Chordata; Amphibia; Anura; Pelobatidae. Gene Ontology annotation, cellular component: centriole. Bases 352 to 1296 code for a protein of 314 amino acids.